Eremothecium gossypii ATCC 10895 is the source of this 1194-nucleotide messenger RNA. It is a transcript of the gene MRF1, whose product is annotated as Mrf1p. Gene Ontology annotation, molecular function: translation release factor activity. Gene Ontology annotation, biological process: translational termination. Lineage: Eukaryota; Fungi; Ascomycota; Saccharomycetes; Saccharomycetales; Saccharomycetaceae. The transcript has a single exon. The coding region runs from base 1 to 1194 and encodes 397 amino acids. The record is from RefSeq and is marked provisional.
AUGGCACUGAGGUUUGGCAGGUUGCUUUUGCUCGGGCGGGCUCUACCGGUCUCUGUGAGGUGCUACUCCCAGGCUGAAGGCUUCCGGGAGCUCCAUCCGUCGCUCAUCAAGCGUGCCACAGGCUACGCCGCCGAACUGGAGACGCUGGAGAAACUGCUGUCUAAAGGAGAGAGCUUCGAUGUGGAGAAGCAGAAGAAAUACUCCAAGCUGUCCUCCAUUGUAGAUACAUUCAGGGCAUACCAGGACAAUGUUCAUAUGUAUCGGGAACUGCAGGACAUGAUCGCGCAAGACGCCAGCCUGCGCACGGAAGCCCAGGCAGAGCUGGACGAGCUGGCUCCGACGCUUGCGCGCUCUGCGGACACGCUACUGGACAAGCUGCUACCACCGCACCCGUUUGCAGAGAAGCCCUGCAUAGUAGAACUGCGGCCGGGAGUCGGCGGUAUCGAGGCGAUGAUCUUCACGCAGGACCUGCUCAACAUGUACAUCGGGUACGCGCAACACCACCGCUGGAAGUGGAGCGUCACGUCCGCCACGGAAAACACUACUGGUGCCGGGCUCAGCGAGGCUAUCCUCAGCAUCGACGAGCCCGGCUCCUACGACCGCCUGAAGUUUGAGUCCGGCGUGCACCGCGUGCAGCGCAUACCCGCGACCGAGUCCAAAGGCCGCACGCACACGUCCACAGCAGCCGUGGUGGUCCUGCCGAAGAUGGCAGAGGAGGCCGAGUCGGACGCCUACGAGCGCACGUUCAAGCCCGGCGAGAUACGCAUCGACGUCAUGCGUGCUAGCGGAAAAGGUGGCCAGCACGUCAACACGACUGAUUCUGCCGUGCGCAUCACGCACUUUCCCUCGGGCAUCGCCAUCCACAUGCAGGAGGAGCGUUCGCAGCACCGCAACAAGGCGAAGGCCUUCCAGAUCCUGCGCGCGAAGCUGGCCGACCUCGAGCGCAAAGAGCGCGAGGCCCGCGAGCGCUCCGCCAGAAAGGAUCAGGUCUCCUCCACGGACCGGUCCGACAAGAUACGAACCUACAAUUUCCCCCAGAACCGUGUGACAGACCACCGCUGCGCCGUCUCGCUUCACGCACUUGCCGAGGUGGUCACGGGGGAGCGGCUCGACGAGCUGAUAGACUCGAUGGCCCGCUACGACAGCGAGCAGAAGGCCAAGCUCCUCUUGAAGGAGAUGGAAUCCACCACCUGA